This is a messenger RNA of Dissoconium aciculare CBS 342.82, 1261 nucleotides long. RefSeq names its product putative 14-3-3 family protein ArtA. The transcript has 6 exons. Gene Ontology annotation, biological process: signal transduction. Gene Ontology annotation, cellular component: cytoplasm. Lineage: Eukaryota; Fungi; Ascomycota; Dothideomycetes; Mycosphaerellales; Dissoconiaceae. Bases 61 to 852 code for a protein of 263 amino acids. The record is from RefSeq and is a predicted model, not a curated record.
CACGCCUCUGAGCCCUCAAUAAACUACCUCUACCUAGACACAAUCUCACCAACAGCCAAAAUGGGUUACGAAGACUCCGUCUACCUCGCGAAGCUUGCCGAGCAGGCUGAGCGCUACGAGGAGAUGGUUGAGAACAUGAAGAACGUCGCUUCUGCAGACCAGGAACUCUCCGUUGAGGAGCGGAAUUUGCUCUCAGUUGCCUACAAGAAUGUCAUCGGUGCUCGCCGUGCCUCUUGGCGCAUUGUCACCUCCAUCGAACAGAAAGAGGAGAGCAAGGGCAACGAGCAGCAAGUCACUCUUAUCAAGGAGUACCGCCAGAAGAUCGAGGCCGAGCUUGCCAAGAUCUGCGAAGACAUCCUCGAGGUCCUCGACAAGCACUUGAUUCCUUCCGCUCAGAGCGGCGAGUCCAAGGUGUUCUACCACAAGAUGAAGGGAGACUACCACCGUUACCUCGCCGAGUUCGCGAUGGGCGACAAGCGCACUGCAUCCGCCGACAAGUCCCUCGAGGCAUAUCAGGCCGCCACUGAGGUCGCCAGCACUGAGCUUGCGCCUACUCACCCCAUCCGUCUCGGACUUGCCCUGAACUUCUCUGUCUUCUACUACGAGAUCUUGAACUCCCCCGACAAGGCCUGCCAGAUGGCAAAGACCUCUUUCGAUGAGGCCAUUGCUGAGCUCGACACACUUUCUGAGGAGAGCUACAAGGACUCCACUCUCAUCAUGCAAUUGCUUCGUGACAACUUGACUCUCUGGACCUCUUCCGAGGCCGAGCCAUCAGGCGAGCCCGCUGCUGCUGAGCCCGAGGCCAAGGAGGCCGAGCCUGCUGCCGCUGCUGCUGAGGAGACCAAGGCAUAGAUGACACCACGAGACGGAGAUGGUUUAUGAAUGAAGCUACACGUUGGAGCGAGACAGUCUCUCAGCUCCACAUAAGAAGAUGAGUGCCACUCGGCAGAGUAGCGACAAAGAUAUGCAAAGACGGGUAUUUCACCCUCAUGCUUUCCCACCCUCAGCCUCACCCCGCUGCAAUAGAUACGUUCUAUCCAGUGGAAACUCAAUCGCUGUGACUUCGCAGCACAUGAAUACUAUUCUGCGCUUGACAAUGGAAAGUUUCGUUGUUUCCACGCCUUGAGCGCGCUCCAAUUGUGUGCCUACAAGGCCGAUGAUAGAGUUCACCACAUGUCAAUAUGCUAUUACCUUUCACCACAAAAAAUCUGCAUCAAACAUUCACUGCUUAGACCAAAAUCCGAUCUCGAAAGGCACGCAA